Molecule: messenger RNA, 6588 nt
Organism: Mercenaria mercenaria
Lineage: Eukaryota; Metazoa; Mollusca; Bivalvia; Venerida; Veneridae
Product: metallophosphoesterase MPPED2-like
Exons: 8
Coding region: 296-1798 (500 amino acids)
Molecular function (GO): hydrolase activity
Source: RefSeq, a predicted model, not a curated record
GCAUCUUUUUUUAACCAACUGACAUUUCAGAUCCAUCAGUGCCAAUCAGUGUUGGGUCUUAACUACAGGAUCUGGAGUGCUCGGCGAUACUGGAACUUCAACUUGGCUAUUAACAUGUUGUCAAUGUUGCUGAUCGACAUUACGGAGUUUAUGUAGGGUGAGACCUCAGCAUCAGCAGUCAGAGUAUAAUUCAAAACUGGGAUCGGGAUGUUCAGGCAUUUUCCAUUUACACUAAAACAACCUGACAACAUGUUUUCUGACGCUGUGUGUUGAUGCUGAUACCUUGACACUUAAGAUGAAGAAGUUCACAAGCUGUAUUUCUAAACCAAGGGAGGUAACUGAUGAACAGGACAAGAAGAGUAAACUCUGCACCACUUCAGUGGUUCCGAAGUCCAAAGGGCUGGUGCAGGGAGUUAAACCUAAGAAUACGAAGAGCCCAAUAAAUGAACUGCUAGCAAAAAGAAAACUGACAAGCCUCAGAAAUAAAGUGUCAACAGAGAGAAAACCAACAAGCCUAACAAAUGAACUACCGGCAGAGAGAAAACCGACCAGCCAGCCAAAUAAACUAUCAACAGAGAGAAAACCAACAAAUCAAACAAAUGAACUAUCAGCAAUGAGAAAAACAAAGAGCCUUACAAAUGAACUAUCAGCAGAGAGAACACUGACAAGCCUAACAAAUGAACUAUCAGCAGGGCAGAAACUGACAUUUGUUUGUAUAUCAGACACUCAUUGUAAACUGAACAAAGAUGAUAUUGGACGUAUACCACAUGGUGAUGUUUUGUUACACACAGGUGAUUUUACUAUGGAUGGAACUGAAAGAGAACUCAUUGAAUUUAAUAACUUUCUAGGAGCAUUAUCCCAUACAUACAAAGUUGUGAUAGCUGGCAAUCACGAGUUUUGUUUAGAAGAUGAUGGAUCUUGGGAUCGUAGGUACAUGAGACAACACUACAGAGAAAAAUAUGGUGUAGAAAAUAUACGUGACCUGCUGACUAACUGCAUUUAUCUUGAGGAUGAACUGACUGAAAUCUGUGGAAUAAAAAUAUAUGGUUCUCCAUGGACGCCAAUGUACAGCUGUUGCGAUGCAUUUUCACUGUCAGACAGGGAGGCACUUCAACAAAAAUGGGACAAGAUACCAACUAAUGUGGACAUAUUGAUGACUCAUGGACCACCAAGGGGUUUCGGUGAUACAACAACAAAAGGUGCUUCAGCAGGAUGUAGUAACUUGUUGAAAACAGUUCAGAAUCGUGUAAAGCCUAAAUACCAUGUGUUUGGACAUAUACAUGAAGGAUAUGGUAUUUAUAAAGAUGGAAAAACAACUUUCAUAAAUGCUUCAAUCUGCACUCGUGGAUAUAAACCAACAAAUCGACCAGUCAAGUUCCGAUUAUACGUUCCAAAUUCAUCUGUCUGUGAUAUUGAUACUGCAAAUUGCAGUACAAAAAUGGGUUGUGAAUCUUCUAGAAAAGGCUGUGAUAAUAGUGGCUGUGAUACGUUGGAAUUUGUUAAAUGUGACAACGGCUGUGAUACGUUGGAAUUUGUUAAACAUAACAAUGGCUGUGAUACGUCGGAAUUUGUUAAACCUGACAAUGGCUGUGAUACGUCGGAAUUUGUUAAAUGUGACAAUGGCUGUGAUAGUGAAUUAACCAAAACAAAUGCAAGAUCAUUUCCAGGUAACACAAAACCAGAGCAAUUCAAAGAAAAGUUGAGAGACUGUGCUUCCAAUUGGAACUGGGCUGAAAAUGAUGGAACAGAAUUAAAUUACACAAAAUUAACAUAUUGUGAAAUGCAUACUGGUAUAUGAAAUGAAUAUAAUGUAAAAUAAUUUAAUUUUGUUGGCCUUAAAUUUGAUAGUUUCAGUCAGUAUCCUAAUUCAUAGUGGUGGCCUAAAUUACUGAAUUUCCAAGUUUUAAGAAAACUUUGUAUGCAAAUAUUCUUCCUUCCCCGGAUUUAUUUUCUUGAAUUAACACAACCUCAAAAUCCCCAGACACAAUUCCCCAUGGAAAUCAAUGAUUUUACAGUAUUAAUUCAGAGGAAAAUUUAAUACAAACAGCUUUUGUUUCUUUUUACAGUAUGGACACUGUUUCCAAGCUUUCCUUGAAUAAAGGUAGAUUUUCAGUAAUUGUGAUAAACCCAGAGCAAAUUCCAUCAUGAGUUUCAGGGGAAAAUUUUCUGUUUUGGCCCUUUCAGCCAUAUAGAGGUUUCAUUAUAUGCUUUGAUUUGAUACAAACUUGCACAGAAUGGUUAUCUUGAUGAUCUAUAGGCCUGAAUUGAAACUGGUUAUGUCGGGUCAAAAACUAAGUCAUCAGGUCAAAUCAAAGGAAAAGCUUGUAAACACCCUAGAGGCCACAUUUAUGACCCUAUCUUCAUGAAACUUGGUCAGAAUGUUUAUCUUAAUGGUUCCUAUGUCAAGUUCAAAAUUGGGUCAUAUGGUCCAAAAACCAGGUCACCCUUUCUUCAUGAAACUUGGUCAGAAUGUUUAUCUUGAUGUUUUGUAGACCGAAUUGGAAAUUGAGUCAUGUGGGGUAUAAAACUAUGUCACCCGCUCAAAUCAAAGCAAAAGCUUGUUAACACUCGAGGCCACAUUUAUGACCCUUUCUUCAUGAAACUUUGUCAGAAUGUUUAUCUUGAUUCCUAUGCCAAAUUUGAAACUAAGAUCAAGUGGAGUUAAAAACUAGGUCAUCACUCAAAUCAAAGGAAUAGCUUGUUAACACUGUAGAGGCCACAUUUAUGACCUUAUCUCAUCAAACUUCAGUCAGAAUGUUUAUCUUGAUGAUAAAGUUUAACAGGUGAGCAAUAUAGGGUCAUCAUGACCCUCUUGUUUAACAUAAAAUUAAAGCAUUAAGGGACUUUAAAUCUGCUUUAGUAUAGCACACUAUAUUUCCUACACAUCCAACCAUGAACCUGCAUCAAUCAAGCAUCUGCUAUUUUGCCAUCGAGGUUGCCAGUAGAAGGCAGUUAUAUUGCAAGCCUUAUAUUAUUAGAAGUUAUUAGCAACAAAAUCAUUGAAAUAAACUACACAGAAAAAAAGUAUUUAUGCAGCUUAGAUUUAUGUGAUAUGUGAUAUUGGUUUUCCUAACGAUGCAAGACAUAUUGAUUAAACAGUUUUAUGCUGUUAGUUAUUCCAGAUAGCAUUAUUUUCGCAAUCAUUCUCUUAUCUUCAGAUAUGUUUGGUUCACUGUAUGUAUUAUGAGAUUAUUUUCUUUAUGAAUUUUCAUUUUAGUUAAGGUGUUUCAAUUUUUCCAACACUUGCUUUUUGUACCCUCUGUGUUUAAGACCUGGAUGGAAUAUAGUAUUUGAACUGUCCAUCCUGUCAGUCUUUACUUUGAACAUUAAAUUUGGUUAAAGUUUUGUGUGCAAUUAAGUAUGGAGCUGUAUCUCAGUAUGAGCCUUAUGAGUUGGAUUGAAACUUUACACAAUGCUUCCCAGUUAUCAAACCUACUGAAAUAAAUAUGUUAGAUAACUCUUGGUUGAAUUUGAUUCAAAUUAUGGCCUUUUCUACAAACAGAAAAUUCAUUUAAAUCUUGCGUGCAACCAGCUUGUCAAACUGUAUUCCAUAACAAAAUUAUGUAAUUUACAACUAUUAGAAUUAUACAUCACAAAAUGCUUCCCAUUUAUCAGACCUACUGAAAUUACAAAGUUGGAUAUCACUUUUUGUUGAAUUGAUUCCAAUCAUGGCCUUUUUUCUUAGAACUUAAAAAAAUGGUUAAACUUUUACAUGAAACUUACUUUGAAGCUUUAUCUUGAUGUGUUUUGGAUUGAAACUUAACACAGUUAGGCUUCCCAAUCAUCAGGCUUACUGAAAUAGCCAAGUUCUAUAAUUCUUGGUUGAAUUUAAUUUAAGUUCUGGCCCUUUUUUGACAUAGAAGUUUGGUUGAAGUUUCGGAUGCAAGUUGUUACCAUUGCCAUAAUAAAAUUUGAAUUUACAUUUAAAAUUACAUAAAUCUUGCCAAGUUAUGGCCCUUAUUCAGCUUAGAAGCUGUGGAAUAAGACAGCUUUCUGUCUUAUGGACAACACUUGUUUCAUUAUUUGUCUGAUGGUCCUUUUAAGGUGACAGUACACUUUUAGUACAGUUUAGUUUUGUGUAAUCUGAAUAAAUAUUGAUAUUGGUGUUAACCUUUUAUGAUAAACUAUUUGUUACUGUGAGGCUUUGUUUUAUGCAAACUUUUUUUUAUAUUGCAUUGUCACAGUUUUUUAUAUCAGAUCACAUUUUAAGUAUCUUCCACAAAUAUGCUUUUAGGUAUGAUUUUUUUUAGCUGACCUGAACCAAGUGUUCAGGGUGGGCUAUUAGUAUAGGUGGAUGGUCCAGCUGUCAUUGGUCCAUUGUCAUCAUUUUGCACUUAAAUAUCUGUUUAUAUAUCAAAUUUGUUUAAAUGGAGGCACUUGUGGGCCCCUUUAUGGGGCCAGUGGAGCUAAAAAUAGGAAAACCGUUAAACAACUUUUUUCAUGAACCACAGGACGAAGCUUCAUCAAACCUUCUUUGUAGCAUAAUGGUAAGGUCCUAUCUCAAUUUAUUUGAAUUGGGGCACUUUGUCCCGUUAAGGGGCUGCUAAAGCUUAAAAUAGAAAUACCUUCUCAUGAACUGCUUGAUGGAUGUUCAUCAGACUUGGUCUGUAACAACGUUGUUAGGUCCUUUCUCAAAUUUGUUCAAAUUGGGGCAUGUGACCUGUUUUAUGGUGUUGUAUGCUUAAUACAGAUAUUACCAUUAUUGAUUCUUUGUGUCAUGAUUUUUUGUUCAAGGUCAAAUAUUCAAGGUCAGGUGAGCAACUUAGGGCCACUAUGACCCUCUCAUUUGCUAAGACUUAAUUUCUACAUUUUACAUCACAGUUUUACUUAUGUCGUAAGAUAUUAUUUGAUAAAUAUCUAUUUUUGAAACAUUUUUACUUGGCUAUGUUGAAAUUAUGUAAUGUGCUUUGGAGUUACAUGUUUAAGUAACAGAUAUAUUAAUUGUUUUUAGCUCACCUGUCACAAAGUGACAAGGUGAGCUUUUGUGGUCGCGUGGCGUCCGUCGUGCGUGCGUGCGUCCGUCCGUCCGUAAACUUUUGCUUGUGACCACUCUAGAGGUCACACUUUUCAUGGGAUCUUUAUGAAAGUUGGUCAGAAUGUUCAUCUUGAUGAUAUCUAUGUCAAGUUCGAAACUGGAUCAUGUGCAACCAAAACUAGGUCAGUAGGUCUAAAAAUAGAAAAACCUUGUGACCUCUCUAGAGGCCAUAUUUUUCAAUGGAUCUUCAUGAAAUUUAGUCAGAAUGUUCACCUUGAUGAUAUCUAGGUCAGGUUCGAAACUGGGUUACGUGCCGACAAAAACUAGGUCAGUAUGUCAAAUAAUAGAAAAACCUUGUGACCUCUCUAGAGGCCAUAUUUUUCAUGGGAUCUAUAUGAAGUUUGGUCUGAAUGUUCAUCUUGAUGAUAUCUAGGUCAGGGUUGAAACUGGGUCAACUGUGGUCAAAAACUAGGUCAGUAGGUCUAAAAAUAGAAAAACCUUGUGACCUCUCUAGAGGCCAUACUUUUGAAUGGACCUUCAUGAAAAUUAGUCAGAAUGUUCACCUUGAUAAUAUCUAGGUCAAGUUCGAAACUGGGUCACAUGCCGACAAAAACUAGGUCAAUAGGUCAAAUAAUAGAAAAACCUUGUGACCUUCUAGAGGCCAUAUUUUGCAUGGGAUCUGUAUGAAAUUUGGUCUGAAUGUUCACCUUGAUGAUAUGUAGGUAAAGUUCGAAACUGGGUCAACUGCGGUCAAAAACUAGGUCAGUAGGUCUAAAAAUAGAAAAACCUUGUGACCUCUCUAGAGGCCAUACUUUUGAAUGGAUCUUCAUGAAAAUUGGUCAGAAUGUUCACCUUGAUAAUAUCUAGGUCAAGUUCGAAACUGGUCACGUGCCGACAAAAACUAGGUCAGUAUGUCAAAUAAUAAAAAAACCUUGUGACCUCUUUAGAGGCCAUAUUUUUCAUGGGAUUUGUAUGAAAGUUGGUCUGAAUGUUCAUCUUGAUGAUAUCUAGAUCAAAUUCGAAGCUGGAUCAACUGCGGUCAAAAACUAGGUCAGUAGGUCUAAAAAUAGAAAAACCUUUUGACCUCGCUAGAGGCCAUACUUUUGAAUGGAUCUUCAUGAAAAUUGGUCAGAAUGUUCAUCUCGAUUAUAUCUAGGUCAAGUUCGAAACUGGGUCACGUUCCUUCAAAAACUAGGUCAUUAGGUCAAAUAAUAGAAAAACCUUGUGACCUCUCUAGAGGCCAUAUUUUUCAAUGGAUCUUCAUGAAAAUUGGUCAGAAAUUUUAUCUUGAUGAUAUCUAGGUCAAGUUCAAAACUAGGUCACAUGAGCUCAAAAACUAGGUCACUAUGUCAAAUAAUAGAAAAAACGAUGUCAUACCAGUUCAAAACUGGGUCAUUUGGGGACAGGUGAGUGAUUCAGGACCAUCAUGGUCCUCUUGUUGUGAUAUGAUAUACUCCUAUAUUUAUAUUUUGGCAUUCUUGAGUUGUUAAUGCUUGGCUUUUCUGGUGACAGUUUGAAUAUCUUGAAGUCAUAUAUCAAAUGAAAUUGCCAAUUGUCAUUAUGGGCCCACUGCUUUAAAUUAAAACAUACCAUUAAAGUGUGGCCAAAUUAUU